This is a messenger RNA of Meleagris gallopavo (turkey), 2257 nucleotides long. The record is from RefSeq and is a predicted model, not a curated record. NCBI's taxonomy places the organism in Eukaryota, Metazoa, Chordata, Aves, Galliformes, Phasianidae.
UAAACUUCCUUUUUCAUGUUUUUGAUCUUACCAGGUUGGCAGCCUCGGUGGUUUGUCUUAGACAAUGGGAUAUUGUCAUACUAUGAUUCACAGGAUGACGUUUGCAAAGGCAGCAAAGGAAGUAUAAAGAUGGCUGUGUGUGAAAUAAAAGUCCAUGCAACAGACAACACCAGAAUGGAGUUAAUCAUCCCAGGAGAACAGCAUUUCUAUAUGAAAGCAGUUAAUGCAGCUGAAAGGCAGAGGUGGCUGGUAGCACUGGGAAGUGCAAAGGCCUGUUUAGCAGAUACUAGAACAAAAAAGGAGAAAGAAAUAAGUGAGACCAAUGAAUCUCUUAAAACCAAAAUGUCUGAACUUCGUCUCUACUGUGAUCUUCUAAUGCAGCAAGUUCAUACAAUACAAGAAUUUGUUCACCACGAUGAGACUUGCUCUCCUCCUAGCAUUGAGAACAUGAAUGAAGCCUCUUCCUUGCUUAGUGCCACGUGUAAUACUUUUAUCACAACACUUGAAGAAUGCGUGAAGAUUGCUAAUGCCAAGUUUAAGCCAGAAAUGUUCCAGCUGCCUCACCCUGAUCCCUUAGUUUCUCCUGUGUCACCAUCACCUGUCCAAAUGAUGAAGCGUUCCAUUAGCCAUCCUGGUCCUUGUUAUUCAGAAAGGGAUAAUCACUCUGUGAAAGAACCAAUUUCAUCCCUCCAUCGGUUAUCACAGCAACGCAGAAGAACACACUCAGAUACAGAAUCUUACAGUGACACUCCCCUGGAAGAUUCUCAGAGAUCUGCUCACUGUCCUGGAAAUGCUGUAAAUGGAGAUCUGGUGUCAUCAACCAUUCCGGAAGAAAAUAGAUCGAUAUCAAAUGAAAGAUCUGACCUUGAAGGGAGUCUCUCAUCCUUUUCUUCCUGAAGAAGCUGAAACUGUUUAAAUUUUCUAUAAAAAAUGCUAUGCAAAGGCUGCUGUAAUUAUAUUGUUAUUAUAGGAAGUAGUAAUUUCCCUUUUUAGAAGGAUUUCUCUGCACUUUAUAGAAUAACCUGAAAAAUAUCUUUGAAGUGUAUUUUAUCUUUAUAUAGUUUAUUUGCAAGAGUAUUUUCCUAAUAUUUCACAGUUUGAAUGUGCAUUUUUUUGGAACAAAUGAUGGUUUAAAAGAUAAACAUCUACAUUUGUAAAUGUUGUUCUUUAUAAAAAGUUUGAAGGUCUGACUGAUACAGUAGUAAACCUGCAGAUUAUAAAUUUUAGCAAAGAGGUUUUGUUUUGUGUUUUUUUUUUUCCUUUUUGGAAAAAGUGCAGCUUGUGCCUGCUGAUCAUUUGUAUAAGCAGUCUGUCUGGAGCUUUGAUGGCCCUGCAGGGGCUUUUUUUUGCCUGAGUAAGGACUGUGGGACUGGGCAUUGAUGGAUCUACUCUAGCAGCAUGAUGGUAAUUGACAUUGCCUUCUUUAAAAACACAAGGGUAUACAUAAUCUGGUCCUUCUUUUUAGACAAUGAGAGUAGAAAUAUUUUGUGUAUUUUUCUAUUAAAAAAAAGUAUUCAAAUAACUUAAUAUGAAGCAUUUGUAUCAAGCAUUGGAUAUUUAAUAAUUGUAUUUAUUUAUUCUUCUUUUGCAUCAAAAUUUUUUUACCUACUUUCACUACUAAAGAUACAAAAAUCUACUGAAGGUUUCAAAAUGGGCAUAAAUUGUUUCUGGUGUGUGUAGCAUCACAAGUAGCUAAUGCAGCGCUUCUAAUAUAUAUAUGGUCAUGUAAUACUUUGCUAAAAACACAUCUUAUAGAAGUAAGAGCUGAACUAUUAGACCAUGAAGCUGCUGUUGAUAUGGAUAGGUGUAUCUGUAUCUGGACAUAUUUUAUUUAUGACAUAUUUAUACAAAGGGAGCUUCUGUUUUGGUGAUUCCUUUAUAUUGUUUCAGGAUGGUAUACACCAGGAGGUGCAUUCUGCUCUCAUUUACAUCUGUGUAAAUCUGCAUUAACUGUGAGUGAGAUCAGAUUCUGAUACUCAGUAAUUCAUGAGUAAUAUAAUAUAGUAUAACAGUGCCUACUAGCACCUUGAUCAUAAGGUUGCUAGCAUUAGCAUUGUAAGCUUUUGGCAUGGGGGGGAGGGUUGGUGUUCAUUUAAAGAUAAGCUUGGUUUAUGAAGUCUUAGCUGUAGAGCACUUUAAGCAAGCCAAUUACCGUUUUUCAUUUACACAAUUCCUAAAUAAAUGCACGGGGUUUUUUGUACUUGAGCAAAUAAGAAAAUCUGUAUUUUAUAAUCAAAUCUUCUUUAAUUUGGUCUAA